AAUACCGACGAAGUGAUCGACUACGCGUCCGGGACUGACGCUAUGACGGAUACGUCGGCAAUGAUCGGUUUUGUAGCUGGUGAAACGCCUGGAUGCAGCUAUACAGGCACAGUCAAAUGGUCAGAAAUCAUUGCCGCUCUCACGCUGAAUCCUAUCCUACGCAACGUUGACGAAAAUAUUGUUGUCGAGCUUUCGUCCCACGUCGCCCUCUCCCACACUCAAUGCGAUGAUCAAACAUCUGGAAUGAGACUCUCUUCGACAAAAUCCUAG
Molecule: messenger RNA, 270 nt
Organism: Strongylus vulgaris
Lineage: Eukaryota; Metazoa; Nematoda; Chromadorea; Rhabditida; Strongylidae
Source: the annotation of a GenBank genome assembly